AUGUCUGUUAACAAGUCACCCAUGAUUAAUAAAUUAGGAGUGAUAUCUUCUUCUUAUCAUGAAAAAUUCUUGAAGUCUAAAAUUCAAAAUUUAAGGAAAAGAAAGAAAAAUAAACCAAAUCCAUCAUUUUCAAUCACAAAAGAAUUCAUCUUGAGAUUCAAUCAAGCAAGAAAUCCAAAAGAAAAGGAAGAGUUGUUGGACCUAGCUAGAAAAACCAUUCUCAGAUGUAAGAGAAAAUUGGGUCUCAAAACCUUAGGCUCUGGGAAGCAUGUGCAUCUUCCUACUGCAUGGAUGGAAGUAAUAUAUCUAGCUCAGUGCAAAGGAGAAAUCCAAGAUGAAGCUUUAAAUAUGCUUUAUGCUUCCCUGGACCAUGCUUCCUUUGAUUAUGAUCAUCUGCCUACCUUAUUUUUUGUUGCGGAAUCAGUUUUAUACAGACUCUGUUGUGAUGCAUUACAAAAGACAUACUUAUAUACAGUUGAAAUAAAACUGAUAAAGAUUGGCUAUUUGGUCUUCUUACGACUUUUUAUAUAUUUCCUGCAUGGUCACCUAGAAAGUUUUAAGCAACAUUUAUUUAGGCUUCAACCAUAUUUGUACGCACUUUGUUUCUCUGGAGACUCAUAUCACAAGUAUCCAAACAUCUUUUCAAAUGUGCAAUUCAUUCUGAAAACCAUGGAAAUUAUAUACAAAAGAGAACUCCUUUCUGGAUCAAUUUUUAGCCCUGUGGAAAACAAGAAAAGCCAUAAGAACAUAGAUUCUGAUAUGGAACAUUUGAAACUUAAUCAGGGAGGAUAUGAAGUUAACCACCUGCUCUGGCACUGUGUUGCUGCCUGGUCAUGUGUUCAGAAGAAUAGUCCUCAGCUGAAUAAGGUGCUUGAACAUCUCAUCUUUCAUAAAGUGCAGCUUCAAAAGAAAUGCUGGUUGGAUUCAAUACUGGCUUUGUUGGUCCUUGGGGAGGCUGCCAAACUAAACAUGGCCUGCUUAAAAGCUUUAAUGGAACUAAUGAGAGAUUUCCUUUCAAGCAUUAUGUCUGUUCAAAACCAGGAAGAAGGCUGCAAGGUAGAUGACUUUUCCUGGGCCUGGAAUGUAGUCUACAUGUAUAUAACAAUUCUUGCAGAAAUCUGCUUGUAUGCAACCACUUCUAAUUUGCGAAAAACUGCUUUUAUUGGUUUCUGUGUCUGUAAAAGUUCACAAAAAGAUAUUUUACUCAUGAGUAAAUCAGAAGAACCACCAGAAUUGAAGGAAGCAAGUAUUUUAGGUCUUUUGGAAUAUUUCUCUUCAAAAAUAUCAGAUAAUUGUGAUCAAGUGACAUGGAUUGGGUACUACGGCUUAAUAUAUAACCUGGUGAAAAUGUUAUGGGAACUUCGGGGAGAUGAUGAGCAGGAUGGAUUUAGAAACAAAAUAUGGCAAAUAUUACAGAAAACAAAGGAUCAUGAGAAAGAUGGACGAAUCCAUAAUGGCAUAUAUAUAGCUCAGGCUGAGUUAAAUGACCCAACUGAUCCCUUCACUAAUUAUAAUACAAAAGUCUCAUCGAAUGUAGGGGAUGAAACUUACUCUAAGUACAUAGGCUGGAGAAUUGCCAAUGCUCUUUCCAAACUGUUCUUCCCCUCCACUGAAGCCCAUGUUCUUCCUUUGAAAAAACCAUUGAAAAAACAGGAUCCAGGGAAAUAUCUGAACAAAAAGGAUUCUGUGAAGAAGAGAGUUCUACAUGUUACUAUAAGGGAACAUCCUUUUGUAUCAGAACUUCCCCUGUUUUCUUACCCGGAUUUCUUCACCAGGGCUGAUGAAGAGUUGGCAAGAAUCAUUGACCAUCAUUGGCAGAAAGAGCUGAAGAUUCGACAGAAAGAAGAUGCAAUAUGUGAGGCCCAAGAACGUAAAGACAAAGAGUUAAAGGAAAAAAAUCACUUCAGAGAAAUUAUGAAGAGAAGAGAAGAGAAACUACACAAGCAAACCAAACCCUAUGAGCUUCCUCCUAGGACUGAAGUUUAUUUCAAAUUUUGUCCAGCUGUUUACACAUGA
Messenger RNA from Enhydra lutris kenyoni (northern sea otter), 2016 nucleotides. RefSeq names its product transmembrane protein 232. The transcript is spliced from 14 exons. Lineage: Eukaryota; Metazoa; Chordata; Mammalia; Carnivora; Mustelidae. The coding region runs from base 1 to 2016 and encodes 671 amino acids. The record is from RefSeq and is a predicted model, not a curated record.